This is a messenger RNA of Branchiostoma floridae (Florida lancelet), 4701 nucleotides long. Its product is annotated as lysosomal alpha-glucosidase-like. The record is from RefSeq and is a predicted model, not a curated record. Gene Ontology annotation, biological process: carbohydrate metabolic process. Gene Ontology annotation, molecular function: alpha-1,4-glucosidase activity; carbohydrate binding. NCBI's taxonomy places the organism in Eukaryota, Metazoa, Chordata, Leptocardii, Amphioxiformes, Branchiostomatidae.
UAGUCGCUUCUUAAACUUAAAGCAAGUUGGAAGGAUGGCGGAGAGUUACCCCCUAUCAGCGUGGAACACGCCCGACAAGAAGGUUCCGUUAGAGGAGCUUCUCGAGGAAUCCUCCUCCUCCUCGUCCUCUGCAGCUUCCCUCCGGAAUGUGCAGCUCCAAGGUGUGCCACCGCAGCACGUAACUGUCCACCUGAAGCCUGUGGAGGAGCGAGGGCCGGACUACCGGUACCCGGAGUUCGUGAACUACGCCCUGGAGGAGCCUUUCCUCCUCAAGUCAGAGGUGGAGAAGUGUGAGAAGUUCCCCCACCUUAAGGACGAGGCAGACCAGCAGCACAGAGACGCUUUCUUCUCACUCCAGGCUAAGAUCGAGUCCAGACAGCUCGAUGAGAUGAAGAGGGAGUCCUUCAGGCGUUAUGUCGGGGUGUCGACCUGGCGGGGACAGUGCACCUGUAAGGUGUGCAUGGUUUACCUGAUGGCGUUCUUCAUGUUGCUGCUGAUGGGAGUGUGUGCUGUCGGGAUGAUCUUCAACAUUGUCAUGGGUAAUAACCUCUUCAUCCCCGUCAUGCCCAUGGUCAAACGACCUUCUCAGCCUAAAGUUGGGCCCAGCGCCCCCGGCCAAGGCCCCCCAGGUUACGCCCCGCAGUGCCCUGAUGAGGACAACGACCACAGGUUUGACUGUUACCCCGAGGCCGUCGCUUCUCAGGCCAAAUGUGAGGGUAGGGGGUGCUGCUGGCGGAAACCUAACGGUGUGCCGUUCUGCUUCUUCCCUCCGGGCUAUCCCUCCUACAGCCUAGGGGAGGUGAAGGACACCCCGCUGGGCGCCACAGCAGUUCUCACCAGGGAUAAUGCCUCCAGCCCCUACCCUAAAGAUGUAAACCAGCUCACCAUGGACCUCAGGUUUGAGACCAACGGCAGACUGCCUGAUCUACGCAGACCAGUUCCUGGAGCUGUCCACCUCGCUGCCGUCCCGGAACAUCUACGGUCUGGGCGAGCACCGCGGGCCGUUCCGGCACAGCCUGGACUGGGUCCGCAUCCCCUUCUGGGCGCGGGACAAGUCAACCGCAUCGGCCAAGGAGGAUGUGACGAACCUGUACGGCUCCCACCCGUUCUACCUGUGUGUGGAGGAGGACGGACAGGCACACGGGGUCUUCCUGCUCAACAGCAAUGCUAUGGAGGUGAUUCUGCAGCCUGCCCCGGCACUGACCUGGCGAACCAUCGGGGGGAUCCUGGACUUCCACAUCUUCCUGGGCCCGGACCCUGAUUCUGUCAUACGGCAGUACUGGGAGGUCAUAGGCUACCCCAUGAUGCCCCCGUACUGGGCGUUAGGGUUCCAUCUGUGCCGCUGGGGGUACGGCUCUGCCAACAGGACUAUGGACAUUGUGCAGAAGAUGAGAAACGCUGGAAUUCCGCAGGAUACGCAGUGGAAUGACAUCGACUACAUGACUCGUCACCUGGACUGGACAUACGAUGGGGACAAGUUUGCGGAGCUGCCUGAAGUCGUUAAGGACCUGCAUGAUCACGGCCAACACUACAUCAUGAUCGUGGACCCAGGCAUUAGUAACAUGCAGAAGGCAGGCACGUACCCUCCCUAUGAUGUCGGGCUGAAGAGGGGAGUGUUCAUUAACGACACCAACGGGAACCCCAUUGUGGGAAGCGUCUGGCCAGGAGAUACCACGUUCCCAGACUUCACCAAUCCCAUCACCCAACAGUGGUGGCAGGAGAUGGCAGCAGACUUCCACAAGGAAGUCCCCUUUGACGGGAUGUGGAUCGACAUGAACGAACCCUCCAACUUUGUGGACGGGUCGACUCACGGUUGCCCUGACAACCAUCUGGAGAAACCUCCGUAUACACCAGCUGUUGUAGGCGGGAGUCUGUCGGCCAAGACACUGUGUGCCUCUUCCCAGCAGCACCUGUCCACACACUACAACCUGCACAAUCUCUACGGACACUUCGAGAUCAUCGCCUCUCACAAUGCGCUGGUGAGUAUCCGCGGCACGCGGCCCGUCGUCAUCUCCCGAUCGACCUUCCCCAGCAGCGGGCGCCACGGCGGGCACUGGCUCGGCGACAACAAGUCUUCCUGGAAGGACAUGUACUACUCCAUACCUGGCAUCCUAAACAUGAACAUGUUUGGCAUCCCUCUGGUGGGUCCCGACAUUUGCGGUUUCGGGGGCGACACGAACGAAGAGCUCUGCCUGCGCUGGCAGCAGUUAGGGGCGUUCUAUCCCUUCUCUCGCAACCACAACACGCUCGGAGCAAAGUCCCAGGAGCCGAUAGUCUGGAGCGCAGACACCCAGAAGGCCAUCCGGUCGGCGCUGCUGACGCGGUACUUGCUGCUGCCUCACCUCUACUUCCUCUUCCACCGCGCCAGCAAGAUGGGGGAGGCAGUUGCCAGGCCGCUCUUCUUCCAGUACCCCACAGACAGUAACACCUGGGGCGUGGAUACCCAGUUUCUAUGGGGCGACAGCUUAAUGGUCACACCUGUACUGGAGCAGGGUGCAACCAAGGUGACAGCGUACUUCCCCAAUGACACCUGGUACGACUUCUACUCCGGUAGGCCAGUAGUUCCUGUAGGACAGAACGUGACCUUGGAUGCUCCCCAGGACACUAUCAACCUGCAUGUUCGAGGCGGGGUCAUCCUGGUUACCCAGCAACCGGAAACGACAACCACGGCCAGCAGAAGGAACCAGUUUGGGCUGGUUGUGGCGCUGAACCGGACGCUCGACGCCUGGGGAGGGCUGUUCUGGGACGAUGGAGACACUCUCGACACAGAAGGAAAAAAGGAGUUCACCAUGAUCAAGUUCUUCUCAUCAAGGAACACCAUCUCAUCGCAGGUCAUGAUGUCAGGGUAUCCGGGCACCAAGGACAUGACCUUGGGCUCCAUACGCGUGUACGGGGUCGCACACAAGCCGCACACCGUCAUGGCCAACAAGCAAGCUGUGGACUACAGCUAUGUACAGGACGCACAGAUGCUGAGUUUGAACAACUUGACCCUGCCAAUGUCCCAGCCGAUAGAGGCACUGUGGGCAUGAUCUCCAGCCUGAAGACUACUGUAAAUGUAUUUAAUUUCGCAGUAGCGGGAAGGACUUUUCGCGGUGGUUUUUAAGUUCGCGGUAGCACCAUGCACUGUAGUCUCUUACUGCCAUGGAAAAAAUGUUCACGGUGGUUUUAAGUUCGCACUGAAGCGGCCACCGCGAAAACCACGAACGUUAAACCACCGUGAAAGUUUCUGCAUUUACAGUAUUCACACUGCUACCACUUUUAUAGUCUGCAUGUUCCAGAGCUAGGACAUGGCCAGGGUGCUGACAAGUUUCUGUCAUUCUGUUAUGUGAUGGAAACUUGUUUCUGAUGAUGAAUGUGGCCCUUUGGGCUAAGGGCCUCAUUCCACAAGACUGCGAUUAUGCUGUGACUUUGCUGCAAAACUCAGUUGGAUUUGAAUAACCCUUGACUGCAUGAUAAUAAGGAUUGUGAUAUCACGCAAAAUGUAUGACAAAUCAUGAAAAGACAGCAAAGCACGCAAAGCGUAAAAUGAUUUAUUUUUGUCUAUAGAAUUCCUUGAGCGCUCUGCCAACUUGCUCACAGCAAGGUCGCAGUCCUAGUGGAAUGGGGAUGGAAGACUGUGGGUGGGGGGGGGGUAGGGGACAAUUUGCUUAAUGACAAGUAUUAAUGGCUUAUUGGUCGUUCGGUGUAAUAUAACCAGCUGCUGCCGCGCCGUGUGCCUGCAAAGCUGGUGUGUUAUGCUGAACGGCGGUUAUACCGGCUAUAUAGAUACAGACAGAUACAGAUACAGAUACAGAAGUAUUAUACUGUCUAGCUCCUCAGAUUUAUAGUCAGCUAGGCUCUGGAUCUGGAUCUAAAGUGCAAUUGAACUGGCAACUGAUGAAAAGAGAAUUGAGGUAGAUAAGAGGAUCCUUCUGAUCACUAUUUUCAUUGAUUUAGUUUGUAUGGAACAAAUGUCAAGAAGACAUUAUUACACUGAGUGUAAACGUAAACCUAAGUUAGUGUCACCGUAAAAAUGUACAUUUGUGAAGUGUACCGUGGUUAUUCACCAGAAAUAUUUUUGGCAGUGUUUAAGUGUUUUAAAAAGGAGUAAACUCAUAUUGUCAAAUGCAAUGUGAGGCCAUCGUGUAUAUGUAAGCCUGUGUACCUUUAUUUUGGGCACCCAAGAUGUGACUUAAACUGUAUAUGGCAGAGACUGUCUUUCUCCAAUAGGACUGUUUAGCCAUAGCCAAAGGUGCACAGCUGAUGUGAGUUAGAAUAUGGUUAAUAUUGAAUGUUGGAAGCCAUAUUGACAAUCUCCCUAAGCUUGAUAUGAAUUUGAAUAUUCGUUCAAUGUUUUAGAUAUUCCAGCAUUAUCAAAAUAUGUAUAUUUUUGGUGAAAAUCAAUGUUGUAUAUGUCUUCCCCUAAAAAUACAGAAAAAACAAUUUUGAGACCCUUUGACAAUAGGUAGUAUACUAAAUUUGAUGGGUUUUGGAAGCCUUCAGUUGACUUGUCUAGAAACCAGUCAGUGAUUCCGGAUUGAAGAGUAUCUAAAGAAGAAAUUUAAUUAUAUGUAUAUUGUAUUAACGUAUGAUUUGAAUGAUUCAACAAGCACAACAUCUAAACUUUUUGUUUCUCAGAGAUUUUGUGAGAAGAUUUCUUUGUGAUAAUAGGAAAUUGUUUUAGAAUGAUUUCAUCAUUCAAUGAUCGAAAAACGGACUCCG